AUGCCUCAGCCAAGCCUCAAGGAACUCAAAGACCAAACUCCCCUCAACGAUGUCCUCAAAGAACAGACCGCCCAGUACGACGACUGCUUACCUUGCAGACUAAUGGGAUCUGCUGCAUUCACAGGCCUCGGCAUCUACACAUGGCACUCGGGGAUGAAACAAUUGCGUGAGAGGGACUAUGAGAUCGUGAAGAGCGGGACGAGGUUCGGGAUUCAGGCACGAAAGGGAGCGAUUUUGGUUACGAGUGCGGUUAUGGUGGGGCUGGGGGUUUAUAGGUUGAGGAAUUGA
Fulvia fulva is the source of this 288-nucleotide messenger RNA. RefSeq lists its product as uncharacterized. The transcript has 2 exons. The record is from RefSeq and is a predicted model, not a curated record. Lineage: Eukaryota; Fungi; Ascomycota; Dothideomycetes; Mycosphaerellales; Mycosphaerellaceae. The coding region runs from base 1 to 288 and encodes 95 amino acids.